AUGUACAUGCAGAUCAAUGAAAUGGAUUUGAUAUUGCCAUCCACAAAAACUACUGGAGCUCUGUGGUUAGGUAAUAUAAAGGCUGCUUAGAAUAUAAUGAAUCUGAGUAAGGAAAACAUUCGAACUGUGAUUACAGUAGCUAACAAUGUUAAUGUAAGCUAUCCCAAACAUUAGAAAAUUAUCCAUAAAGUUUUUAAAAUUCAUGACAAAGAAAAUGUAAAUAUCCAAGAACUGAUCGAAAUGACUAAUGAAGAAAUCUAACAGGCUAUGAAAAUUGGAUCUGUUUUAGUGCAUUGCAUGGCUGGUAUAUCUCGAUCAGCCACAUGUGUUAUUGCGUAUUUAAUGUAUCAAAAUAAAUGGCCAUUUGAAAAAACACUUAAAUUUGUAAAAUCUAAAAGACCCUGUGUCAAACCCAAUGAAGGAUUUAAAAAAUAACUCAUUUCAUACUCCAACGAAAUCUAAAAGAAAUUAGAACCUUAACAAACCUAUUCUACUGAAAACCCUUUAGCCAAAUUAAGAAGACAAUUGCAUUAAUCUCCAGAAGAUUUGAUUAAAAACACUUAAUUAGCCAAAUCUCCUAGGCAUGAGAUUAAGGUCUUGACAAAGGACUCUACAGAAGAAGAGAAACAGUAAUAUAGAUAGCAAUUAGCCUAAAAAUUAUUUGUAAAUACUUUUUCUACUACCGAAAGAAAUCGAAAAUAAUUAAAAACUUUGCUUGCCAAUAAAUCUACUAAUGUUAAAGGAUGUAUAAGCAUGUACAAAUAAGUAGAGGAAUCAAAAUUGGUUGGGUUUCUAUCAGAUCGUUUUAAUUGA
Messenger RNA from Paramecium tetraurelia, 813 nucleotides. RefSeq lists its product as uncharacterized. The record is from RefSeq and is a predicted model, not a curated record. The transcript is spliced from 2 exons. Gene Ontology annotation, biological process: protein dephosphorylation; negative regulation of MAPK cascade. Gene Ontology annotation, molecular function: MAP kinase tyrosine/serine/threonine phosphatase activity; protein tyrosine/threonine phosphatase activity. Lineage: Eukaryota; Ciliophora; Oligohymenophorea; Peniculida; Parameciidae. Gene Ontology annotation, cellular component: cytoplasm.